Messenger RNA from Ostrinia furnacalis (Asian corn borer), 1980 nucleotides. Its product is annotated as solute carrier organic anion transporter family member 2A1. The transcript has 12 exons. The record is from RefSeq and is a predicted model, not a curated record. Gene Ontology annotation, cellular component: basolateral plasma membrane. Gene Ontology annotation, biological process: sodium-independent organic anion transport; transmembrane transport. The coding region runs from base 1 to 1719 and encodes 572 amino acids. Lineage: Eukaryota; Metazoa; Arthropoda; Insecta; Lepidoptera; Crambidae. Gene Ontology annotation, molecular function: protein binding.
AUGGGGUUUAUAAAUCAAGUACCAGCACUCCACAAGCCAUGGCACUUCCUUCGGACGUACGUGCUCACCAUCCCUCGCUUCGACCUGUUCCUGCAGGGCGCCAUGCUGAUCGUCAUCCUGCUGGACCACAACGUCUUCUUGCUACUGCAAAGGGAUGCAGACACAGGACUCACCGUACCCUUGACUCAAGAUUUUGUCCUCAUGGGAGUAGGGGGUGCGGAGUUCUUCCUUGGAGCAGCCCUGGCAUGGUGGGGGCGAGGGAAGAGGAACUUCGCGCUGGCAGGCUGGCUGACGGCGGCUGCGGCCUCAGGCCUUGUGGUGCUGGCCUUCCCAUUCGCGGAGCCUAACCCGCCUUCAGUUGAUCUCUGCGGAGGAGGGGUAAUCUCAGGGCAUUCAGGGUAUUCCUACGACAUACACCAGUUCAUCGUUCCUCGAACUGUCUUCCUCGUACUCACGGCGAUCCUGUGCGCCUUCGCCAAGAUUAGCAUCUGGGCGCACGGAAUGACGUAUCUGGACGAUCAUCAGCCGGAGAAUGGACCGUACUUUUAUGGAAUCCUCAUCUCCAUCCGCUUAUCCCUCGGGCUCAGUGGCAAGGACUGGCUGCGCGGGAGUGCCGUCCGCGACGACUGGUGGGAGGCGCAGCUGUCCCUCUCUAUGCUGACGCUUAUGUUCGCCGUCCUCUUCACUCUCUUCCCGAAGAGGAUGCACAAUAGUGAGGGACUCUUGGUGGAAGUUGAACCCGAUGAUGGCGGAUUCUUUGCAGCAGUCGGCAGAGUACUCAGCAGAAAAUACCUAAUUCUUCAAAUUGGCGCUCUUGGUUUCAUCAAUGCUGGACUGUUUAGUUUCGUCUACUACGACUGGGACUACAUUGAAGCAAGAUACCACGUGGAGGCUGCGCGGGCAGACCUACGAAGCCCUACACUGGUCGCCAGAACAUUCCGACCUCUCGUCAUUAUCUUCUUCGUCAUGAUAUUCCGCGUGCGCUUCUCAGUGCGGCGCAGUGACGGCGUCAAAGCGAACACAGCUUCGCGCGUCGGCGGCAUAGUGGCGAUCUUCGUGGCCAUCUUCUUUGCUGUCAUCGCGGCUAUCUCGUGCGACACUGGCGACGUUGCCGGCAUGGAGUAUGGCACGUUUGAGAGCCCGAUCUGCAGUAACCAAUGCUUUUGCGAGUCCUACCGUUACGGCUUCGCCCCAGUGUGCGCCCUGGAUACGAGUACCACUUACUUCUCGCCGUGCCAGGCCGGCUGCUCCGACUACGAGGACCUCAAUAGCUUCUUGGUUUUCGGCAACUGCACCUGUUCUACCAGCCUCGUGGUGAGAGGAGCGUGCGCGCUGCCCUCCUGUCACUUUGUCUACUCUAUUUAUCAAGUCAUCCUCACUGUCAUCCUUGCUGUGAGCGGUGCGGCCCUGCUGAUGCAAGGCAUGGUGUUCCUACGCGCGGUGCAGCGCCGCGACAAGCCCGUAGCAAUGGGCGUCAUGCUGGCUGCCAUAGGUCUGCUGGCGCAUGUGUUGGGACAUCUACUCUACAAGCUUAUUAGUCAUUUGACGUGUGCAUACUCAGUGGACGGCACUUGUCAAUUCCACCGCCCGACCAUAUUCUCUAUGGCGGCUGUCAGCGCGGGAUUCUGUUUACUCUCUGCCAUCGUUAGCAUUAUUGCGAGCAAAGUCGCGGUUAGUUCUAAAGGAGAAAAUGAAAGCAAUGGGGGCGUCGAUUUAUGAGUAAAAGGUGAUAUUUUUUACGUAAGGUGAAGUCCGUUAAAUGUAAAUAUUGCCCUCUUUGCUGUCCAUAAAAAGUAAUUUAAGCAUGGCUACCUCGAUCGGACUAAAAACAAGGAAGAAUAAAAUAUUUCCAUGGAAGAAACUACUAGAAUUAGUGAGAAAAGAAACUUGAUAUUGGUAAAUGACAAUUUUGUGAAUUGAUUUUUAUAAGUUUGUUGUUUUUAAUGUUUUUAGUUUUGCAUUUUUUAUAUUGUAAGUAAG